AUCCUGAUGAUCCUAGUAAUAUGUACCAACAUACUUCAAAAAGUUCUACGAAAUCUGAGUUGAGGAUAAACAAAUAUAGGAUAAUUAAGGCGAAGAAAACGCAUCCGUUUUACGGCAUUCUUCACAACUCACAAGCUCCUGCAUUUCCACUUCUCCACUACUACUACUGUCUACGAGCAAGGUGGUGCAAUCAAAUUAAGCGAGUCAAAUAUUUUCAAAAAAUGCUACUACGAGCAAGAUGGUGCAAAUGUACUUACCAUUCAAAUUCUCUCUCCACUUCUUCUUCUCGCAACGCCUUUUUAGCAGACAAAGCCAUAACCUAUCUACGACGAGACCCUCAUCAAUUAAACUCCUUACUCCCUGAAUUCAACUCACAAUCAGCAUGUUUCCUACUUCUCAAAACCCAAUUCGAUCAAACCCUAACCCUAAAAUUCCUCAAUUGGGCGCGUUCAUCUUCCAAAUCCACCUUCUUCGAUCCUCAAACAAAAUGCUACGUUCUUCACAUUCUCACUCAUUUCAAACUCUUCAAGUCCGCGCAAUCUCUUGGGCAGGAUCUCGCGCGCGAAGUAGCGUCACACGAUUGCGACGGCCGUGUAAUCUUUAAAUUUCUUAAGGAUUCUUAUUAUAUGUUUAAUUCCAACUUUUCUGAUGUUUUUGAUUUGAUGGUAAAAUGUUAUUCUUCUCUUAAUAUGAUUGAUAAGGGUAUUAAUACUAUUCGUUUUGCUAAACUUGAGGGUUUUAUGGUUGGGGUUUUGUCUUAUAAUUCUCUUCUUAAUGGUAUUCUUCGUAGUUUGCCUCCUUCGUCGUCGUCGUUGGAGUUGGCUUUGGAGUUGUUUGAUGAGAUGAACAAUUUGGGAAUUUCUCCAAAUGUGUUUACUUACAAUAUUUUGAUUAGGGGUUUUUCUGGGUCUGAUCAGUUUCCUAAGGCUUUGGCGUUGUUCUCUGAUAUGCAAAAAUCGGGUUGUUUGCCUAAUAUAGUGUCUUAUAAUACUCUCAUUGAUGCUCAUUUUAAACUUGGUAAGACGGAUGAUGCAAUUAGCUUGUUUCAUUCCCUUAAGUCUAAUAGAUUGGAAGCUAGUUUGAUUACUUAUAAUAUCAUGAUUAAUGGGUUGUGUUGUGAGGGGAAGAUGAAGGAUGCUACUGAGAUGCUUAAUGAGAUGUGUCGUUUGCGGCUUAAACCUGAUGAGGUUACUUAUAAUACACUUGUUAAUGGGUAUUGUAAAGAAGGGAACAUCCACCAGGCACUUGUUUUGCUUGCUGAGAUGCUCGAAAGUGGUCUGUCUCCUAAUGUUGUUACCUAUACUUCUCUCAUUAAUUGUAUGUGCAAGGCGGGUAAUAUGAAUCGUGUGUUGGGUUUCUUAGAACAGAUGCACACUAGAGGGAUUCGACCUAAUGAAAAAACAUAUACAACCCUAAUUGAUGGUUUUUCACAGCAAGGCUUGUUGAAUGAAGCCUAUCGUUUAUUAAAUGAGAUGACUUUGAGUGGAUUUGCACCUUCCCUUGUGACCUACAAUGCCCUCAUCAAUGGACAUUGCAUUUCGGGUAGGAUGGAGGAGACUGUGAGCAUUGUUCAGGAUAUGAGGGAGAGAGGGUUGGUCCCAGAUGUUGUGAGUUAUAGUACAAUUAUAUCUGGAUUUUGCAAGAACCAAGACCUGGAUCGGGCAUUCCAGAUGAAAGAAGAGAUGGUUCGAAGGGGCAUUUUGCCGGAUGCUAUUACCUAUUCGUCUCUUAUUAAGGGACUUUGUGAACAAAACGAGCUUGCUGAAGCCUCUAAUCUUUUUAAAGAUAUGCUACAUGUAGGCUUGGCGCCUGAUGAAUGUACUUAUACUAUGCUGAUAAAUGCUCAUUGUGGAGAAGGGAAUAUUCAACAAGCUUUUUAUCUUCAUGACGAGAUGAUACGGAUGGGUCUCCUUCCUGAUGCAGUCACAUAUAAUGUACUAAUUAAUGGACUUAAUAAACAAGCUCGAACUAAGGAAGCAAAGCGACUUUUGCUCAAGAUGUUUUAUGACGAUGCCAUCCCCUCUAGCAUCACCUAUGACACUCUGAUAGAGAGUUGCAGUAGCAUUGAAUAUAAGAGCGUUGUAGCUCUUUUGAAGGGAUUUUGCAUGAAGGGUUUGAUGAAGGAAGCAGAUAGAGUAUUUGAAUCAAUGCUUCAGAGAGGCCACAAGCCAUCAGAAGCAGUGUAUAAUGUACUCAUACAUGGGCAUUCUAAGUGUGGAAAUUUGCUCAAGGCUUAUGAUCUGUAUAGAGAAAUGAUGGGUUAUGGUUUCAGUUCUCAUACUAUAACAGUUCUUGCCUUGAUCAAAGCACUUUACAAAGGAGAAAUGAACGAGGAACUGGAGGAAGUCUUGAACAAUGUGUUGAGAAGCUGUAAGGCUACUGAUGCAGAGCUUGCUAAGGUUCUUGUUGAAGUUAACCUUAAAGAAGGCAACAUGGAUGCAGUUUUUAAUGUGCUCACCGAUAUGGCCAAGGAUGGCCUGCUGCCAAAAAGUGGGAGAAGUGCCAGUUAUUCGCAAUAAAUUAGUGAGGUGUCAGUGUUUAAGUUUGCUUGAAAGUCUCCAAUGUGCAUCAUGUCGAUUUCAGUGUGGAGCUUGCGGCCAUAGCCUUUUGAAGACAUGCUAAGGUCAGCAUGUUUGUCUUAUAUGAUGAAUGUCUGCUAUGAUACUUGUGACUUAAGAGUUAUAGCAACCUGGUUAUUGUAAUUAAGGACUUCCUGUCUUGGCUGCAAAAUGAGCUGCUGCUGGUUUGUGAAUUCUUGGACUAUUCUCAUCUACUAGUUAUAUGCCUGGAUUAAGAGUGCUCUGCCAACCACAUUUACUACUGCUAAAAUCUUUUGGGGCUGAUAGCAGAGUAGCAGCUCCAGGUCUCCAAACUUGAAGAAAGAGAAGGUAACUGGGUGAUGAAGGAAGAAGUAUUAAGCAGCUGCCUAGAGUUGUUCCAGCUCCAAGCAGAAAGAAGCAUUUUGAGUUUCGACAGCUUAACAUCAGGUCAAACUACUGAAAAGAAAGAUGCUGCUAAAUUCGAAACUGGGCAUGCACUUGGACAUGUUUUGACGUCAGUUAAAUAUUGUCUUUCAUCGCGUGAUGUAGAAACUUGAAAGUAGGAGAGGCGAGACGUUCACGCAAAGCACAUACGUAUCUGAGUAGAACCGGCUGCACUAGACGGGAGGGAGGCUGCUGAUUAGACAAUGGAAGUGAGAAGAAUAUGCUUGGAUGAUAUGGUCAUUGAUGUUUACUCCUACAACAAAGAAACACUUCAAAUGCAAUGUACAUUUUGAUAUGAGGUUAGUGUCAACAACACGAGAUUCUGCGGAAGGACUGCUGCUUUUUUGUCCUUUGUAAAUUGUUAUGUUAUUCUAACCCAAAAUUAGUCAUGGAAACUUCUACAAGAUUACAAUUAGAAAUUGUCUUUCUAUGUAUCAUAAAUAAUUAUAUAUGGCUGUGCAUU
Molecule: messenger RNA, 3447 nt
Organism: Beta vulgaris subsp. vulgaris (sugar beet)
Lineage: Eukaryota; Viridiplantae; Streptophyta; Magnoliopsida; Caryophyllales; Amaranthaceae
Product: pentatricopeptide repeat-containing protein At5g39710
Exons: 2
Coding region: 21-2519 (832 amino acids)
Molecular function (GO): protein binding
Source: RefSeq, a predicted model, not a curated record